AGAUGCUUCAGGCUCUCCGCGUGUCAAUUUCACUUCUCUUAAAUUACUUGAUCUGAGUCACAACUCCAUGAAUUCAUCUAUUCCUCCUUGGUUUCAAAACUUGAGCAAACUCGAACAUCUUGAUUUAAGUUUUAAUCAUCUCCAAGGCAUAUUCCCCACUGUUAUCCUUGAAAAUAGACGGUGGUUUAGAUUCCUUGAUGUCUCUAAAAAUAGGCUGGAGGGUGAGCUUUUAAAAAACAUGAGCAAUUUCUGCAACCUGCAAGUGCUAAACUUGCGUUCUAACAAAUUUAGUGGGAGGAUUUCGGACACCAAAGAUGGUGCUUUGAUUUGUCAACGAAGUUACAUGAAGACUAUUGAUGUUUCCGGCAACAAUUUCAGUGGUCACCUACCCAAUCAAUUUGGUAAUUUCAAAGAUCUAAAAUUCCUUGAUCUUUCAAGGAACGCGAUUUCAGGUCCUAUUCCCGCUACUGUGGGCCAGCUAUCGUCUUUGAGAAAAUUGGACCUCUCUUCUAACAAAUUGAGCGGGAACAUUCCAGAAAGUAUUGGACGACUAUCCAAUCUAGAGGUGAUGGACAUCAGUGAUAAUCAAUUGGAUGGAGUUGUUAGCGAACUUCACUUUGCCAAUCUCACCAGCUUGACUGAGUUGUACUUUCAUUUGAAUGAACUUGUUAUAAAUGUUAGCGCAUCUUGGGUUCCACCUUUCCAAAUUCAAGUGAUUUUCAUGUCCAAUUGCAAAGUGGGACCAGGAUUCCCAAGUUGGCUUCGAACGCAAAGGAACAUUUCGGUAUUAUACAUGUCAAAUGCUAGCAUCUCAGAUGAAGUUCCCUAUUGGCUACCUGAAGUUUUGUCCAACACAAAACGAUUGGAUCUUUCGAGCAACAUGCUCAGAGGCAACAUAUCUCGAAUUAUUGGAAAAAAGAUUCCACUAUUAAGGCUAGUAUCACUUUCUAGAAAUAACCUCAGUGGUGGCAUUCCAAGUUCAUUAUGUACGUCAGAUGAAUUGUCUUUUAUUGAUCUCUCUAAGAACCAAUUGUCUGGGGGACUUCCCCGAUGCUGGAGGAAGUCGCAAGCAAAUUUGGAAUGGAUUUCAUUGGGAGACAACAAGUUAAAUGGUCAGAUUCCAUACUCACUAUGCCAUUUGGAGCGAUUAGGAGUUCUGGACCUACAUGAAAAUGACUUGAAUGGAGUGCUACCAAAAUGUUUACUAAAGCUAGAUUUGGUAAACCUUGAUCUUAGUGACAACCAAUUCACUGGUAGAAUACCUUCAUUUGGACGACACUCUCGAUCAUUUAGGAUAAUCGAUCUUGAGAGAAAUUACUUCACCGGGGACAUUCCUUUGCAGCUCUGCCAUCUUGCUAAUCUCCAGUAUUUAAGCUUAGCGCAUAACAACCUUUCUGGAGGCAUUCCUCCUUGUUUCAACAACUUCUCGCUGAUGUGGGCCAAUUCCACUUUUACUCCAUAUGGGAGAUUCUCGCUGGGCUUUUCCAUUAUGGUUGAUAUAAAAGGAACAAUCCGAGAAUUCACCACCACACUUCGAUAUUUAUUUUCCAUGGACCUUUCAAACAACACAUUAUACGGAAAAAUACCGGAAGGGUUGACUUGGCUUGCUCGACUUCAAAAUUUGAAUCUCUCUCAAAAUAAGCUCAUAGGAGAAAUCCCUGCUGAUAUUGGGAACUUGAUAAAGUUAGAAUCACUUGAUCUAUCCAAUAACAAGCUAUCAGGUGGAAUCCCUCCUAGCAUAUCCAAUUUAGACUCUCUAGGUUGUUUGGAUCUUUCCUUCAACAAUUUAUCUGGUCGUGUUCCAUUAGGCAAUCAUCUAACCACCUUGGACUAUUUUUAUCGCGGCAACGAUGGACUUUGCGGAGCUCCUCUUUUGAAAGUUUGUCCUGGAGAGGAGCAUGAUGAUAAGGACGGACGAGAUGGUCACAAUACAAUCGAAGAUGAGUCUAAUGACUGCGACUCCAUUGUUGUUGGGUUAUACUCGGGAUUGGGACCAGGUUUCAUAGUGGGAAUCUUGGGAUUCUGUUGUAUAUUACAUCUCAAGCAAUCUUGGAGGAUUUCCUAUCUUCGGGCAAUGGAUAGGUUUAUCGUAAAACUGUUAAUCAUGAGGAUGAUUACCAUGCUUUGGUUCAAGAGAGCUUUUCAGUUCCGACUACGCAAAUAA
Molecule: messenger RNA, 2164 nt
Organism: Syzygium oleosum
Lineage: Eukaryota; Viridiplantae; Streptophyta; Magnoliopsida; Myrtales; Myrtaceae
Product: receptor-like protein EIX1
Exons: 1
Coding region: 68-2164 (698 amino acids)
Molecular function (GO): protein binding
Source: RefSeq, a predicted model, not a curated record